Messenger RNA from Fimicolochytrium jonesii, 306 nucleotides. RefSeq lists its product as uncharacterized. The record is from RefSeq and is a predicted model, not a curated record. The coding region runs from base 1 to 306 and encodes 101 amino acids. Gene Ontology annotation, cellular component: SMN-Sm protein complex. NCBI's taxonomy places the organism in Eukaryota, Fungi, Chytridiomycota, Chytridiomycetes, Spizellomycetales, Powellomycetaceae. The transcript has 2 exons.
AUGUCGAAGCCAAACGAACUCCCUUCCGCGGAUGAAACCAACGAGGAAACGAUAUCACUGAACGCUCUCCGCGAGCGUCAAAGAAUCGCAUCCCUUAGCUUUUGGACCGGCCUCGCGCAACAACCAAAGGCUGCUGACAUUGUCAUGUAUGGAGGCACGAAAGUAAGCGGCGUUCUGAGGGGCGGGACCGUGACCAGAGGAGAACCAGACGAUGUCUUUAUGGUGGACGAGCUGGCCACGCCUUUGGGAACGUACCCGGCGGCAAAUAUGCGGGCGUCUGAUGUGCGAUAUGUUGUCAUCAAGUAG